Camelus dromedarius (Arabian camel) is the source of this 5491-nucleotide messenger RNA. It is a transcript of the gene CLIP2, whose product is annotated as CAP-Gly domain containing linker protein 2. Gene Ontology annotation, cellular component: microtubule plus-end; nucleus; cell cortex. The transcript has 17 exons. Lineage: Eukaryota; Metazoa; Chordata; Mammalia; Artiodactyla; Camelidae. Gene Ontology annotation, biological process: cytoplasmic microtubule organization. The record is from RefSeq and is a predicted model, not a curated record. Gene Ontology annotation, molecular function: microtubule plus-end binding. Bases 365 to 3508 code for a protein of 1047 amino acids.
CCGGCCGCUUGCUCUGCUACCGCUCGGCUCGGCUCGGCUCGGCAGCCGGGAGCUCAGGCGGCGGCCGGGGCUGCCUGGGUCAGCGCCUCUCGCCUUCCCGCCGUCGUACACGCGGAGCGAGGCCGGGGCCCCAAGCGCGAACGCGGAGUCCCCGGCGCCAGGAGGGGCUGCAGCCGGUGGGCAGCGGCGCGCGGGGAGGGGCCGCAGCAUCCUCUGCCCCCGCGGCGCCCGGGUCUGGAGAGGAGGGUGCCGGGCGCCCGGGCGCCCGCCGUUCAGCCUGAUGCUGGAGGGGCGAAGGUGAGUGACGAUGGUGGAGAGCACGUGACCUGCACGGACCCUUCUCUGCCCACCGAGUGGCACCACCAUGCAGAAGCCCAGUGGCCUGAAGCCCCCCGGCCGUGGGGGGAAGCACUCAAGCCCCAUGGGCCGGACGUCCACUGGAUCAGCCUCAGCCUCUGCCACGGCGGCGGCCACUGGCUCUAAGGAAGGCUCCCCGCUGCACAAGCAGGCCUCGGGCCCCUCCUCCGCGGCCCCCGCCGCCCCCGAGAAGCCCGGUGCGAAGGCGGCGGAGGUGGGCGAUGAGUUCCUGGGGGACUUCGUGGUGGGCGAGCGCGUGUGGGUGAACGGCGUGAAGCCGGGCGUGGUGCAGUACCUGGGCGAGACGCAGUUCGCGCCGGGCCAGUGGGCGGGCGUGGUGCUGGACGAGCCGGUGGGCAAGAACGACGGCGCCGUGGGCGGCGUGCGCUACUUCGAGUGCCCGGCCCUGCAGGGCAUCUUCACGCGGCCCUCCAAGCUGACCCGGCAGCCCACGGCCGAGGGCUCGGGCAGCGAUGCCCACUCGGUCGAGUCGCUGACCGCCCAGAACCUGUCGCUGCAUUCGGGCACGGCCACGCCGCCGCUGACCAGCCGCGUCAUCCCGCUGCGGGAGAGCGUCCUCAACAGCUCCGUCAAGACCGGCAACGAGUCUGGCUCCAACCUCUCAGACAGCGGCUCUGUGAAGCGAGGCGACAAGGACCUGCGCCUGGGAGACCGGGUGCUGGUUGGUGGGACGAAGACUGGCGUGGUGCGGUAUGUGGGGGAGACAGACUUUGCCAAGGGCGAGUGGUGUGGCGUGGAGCUGGACGAGCCCCUUGGGAAGAAUGAUGGGGCAGUGGCAGGCACCAGGUACUUCCAGUGCCCGCCCAAGUUUGGUCUCUUUGCGCCCAUCCACAAGGUAAUCCGCAUCGGCUUCCCAUCCACUAGCCCAGCCAAGGCCAAGAAGACUAAGCGCAUGGCCAUGGGUGUCUCGGCGCUGACCCACAGUCCCAGCAGUUCCUCCAUCAGCUCUGUCAGCUCGGUGGCCUCCUCCGUGGGGGGCCGGCCCAGCCGCAGUGGCCUGCUCACGGAGACCUCUUCGCGCUACGCCCGCAAGAUCUCGGGCACGACGGCCUUGCAAGAGGCCCUGAAGGAAAAGCAGCAGCACAUCGAACAGUUGCUAGCUGAGCGCGACCUGGAACGGGCCGAGGUGGCCAAGGCCACGAGCCACAUCUGCGAGGUGGAGAAGGAGAUUGCCCUGCUCAAGGCACAGCAUGAGCAGUAUGUUGCAGAAGCCGAGGAGAAGCUGCAGCGGGCCCGGCUGCUGGUGGAGAGCGUGCGGAAAGAGAAGGUGGAUCUGUCCAACCAGCUGGAGGAGGAGAGGAGGAAGGUGGAGGACCUGCAGUUCCGAGUGGAGGAGGAGUCCAUCACCAAGGGAGACCUGGAGACCCAGACGCAGCUGGAGCACGCGCGCAUUGGGGAGCUGGAGCAAAACCUGCUACUGGAGAAGGCGCAGGCCGAGCGGCUGCUCCGAGAAUUAGCCGACAACAGGCUGACCACGGUGGCCGAGAAGUCACGGGUGCUGCAGCUGGAGGAGGAGCUGAACCUGCGGCGUGGGGAGAUCGAGGAGCUGCAGCAGUGCCUGCUACACUCUGGCCCGCCGCCCGCCGACCACCCUGAGGCCGCCGAGACCCUGCGGCUGCGGGAGCGGCUGCUGUCGGCCAGCAAGGAGCACCAGCGGGAGAGCAGCGUGCUGCGGGACAAGUACGAGAAGGCCCUGAGGGCCUACCAGGCAGAGGUGGAGAAGCUCCGCGCGGCCAACGAGAAGUACGCACAGGAAGUGGUGGACCUCAAGGCCAAGGUCCAGCAGGCCACCAGCGAGAACAUGGGGCUCAUGGACAACUGGAAGUCCAAGCUGGACUCACUGGCCUCGGACCACCAGAAGUCCCUGGAGGACCUCAAGGCCACCCUGAACUCGGGCCCAGGCGCCCAGCAGAAGGAGAUCGGGGAGCUGAAGGCCGUGAUGGAGGGCAUCAAGAUGGAACACCAGCUGGAGCUGGGCAACCUGCGGGCCAAGCACGACAUCGAGACGGCCAUGCACGUGAAGGAGAAGGAGGGCCUGCGGCAGAAGCUGCAGGAGGCCCAGGAGGAGCUGGCGGGGCUGCAGCAGCACUGGCGGGCCCAGCUGGAGGUGCAGGCCAGCCAGCAUCGGCUGGAGCUGCAGGAGGCCCAGGACCAGUGCCGCGACGCCGAGCUGCGGGUGCAUGAGCUAGAGAAGCUGGACGCGGAGUACCGGGGUCAGGCCCAGGCCAUCGAGUUCCUCAAGGAGCAGAUCUCCCUGGCCGAGAAGAAGAUGCUGGACUAUGAGCUGCUACAGCGAUCGGAGGCCCAGAGCAAGCAGGAGGCCGAGAGGCUGCGGGAGAAGCUUCUGGUUGCCGAAAACAGACUCCAGGCUGUUGAGUCCCUGUGUUCGUCCCAGCACACCAACAUGAUUGAGUCCAACGACAUUUCAGGGGAGAAGAUCAGGAUGAAGGAGACCGUGGAGGGCCUGCAGGACAAGCUGAACAAGAGGGACAAAGAGGUGACAGCCUUGACCUCCCAGGCCGAGAUGCUCAGGACCCAAGUAAGUGCUCUGGAGAGCAAGUGCAGGUCAGGCGAGAAGAAGGUGGACACCCUCCAGAAGGAGAAGCGGCGCUUGGAGGUGGAGCUAGAGGCCGUGUCCCGGAAGACCCACGACGCCUCGGGCCAGCUGGUCCUCAUCAGCCAGGAGCUGCUCAGGAAGGAGCGGAGCCUGAAUGAACUGCGGGUGUUGCUGCUGGAGGCCAAUCGCCACUCCCCAGGGCCGGAGAGGGACCUGAGCCGUGAGGUCCACAAAGCCGAGUGGCGGAUCAAGGAGCAGAAACUCAAGGAUGACAUCCGGGGCCUGCGUGAAAAGCUGACUGGGCUGGACAAAGAGAAGUCCCUGUCGGAUCAGAGGCGCUACUCCCUCAUUGACCCGUCCUCGUCCUCAGCGCCGGAGCUCCUACGGCUGCAGCACCAACUGAUGAGCACGGAGGACGUGCUGCGGGACGCGCUGGACCAGACUCAGCAGGUGGAGAGGCUCAUGGAGGCCAUGAGGAGCUGCCCCGACAAGUCCCAGGCCGUCAGCAAUUCCGGCUCUGCAAACGGCGUCCACCAGCAAGACAAGGCCCACAAACAAGAGGACAAGCACUGACCCUGAGGGACACUGGAGCAGCCCUGUCCACACCAGACUCCCUCUGGCCUGCCCCGGUGGCGCCCCUCCAAGCAGGGGCCAAGACUGUUGCUUUUGAGAUGAAUACAGUGUUUGUAACAAUAAUGUACCCACCGCCGCGGACAAUCCCCCAACCCCAACCCCCCUGCCGGACCAGGAGGCUUCCUCAAGCACGACCUUCCACCGAGAGCGGUACGGCCCCGCCUGGCCCCUGGGACCUUCAGCCUGGACACCCUGGACGCCCCAGCAGUUCCUGGAGUUGGUUUGGGGAGGCCGAGGCGAUCCGAUCCCGCCAGGCCCUUCUCCCCAGAAGGAGCUCCCCUGAGGACCGUCUUGGCCCCCUGCACAUGUCCCCUCUCUUUCCCCCUUCUCUUGAGUCCCCCUCAGACCCCAGAGAGCCAUCGUCCCAGGAAGGGGUCAGAGGAGGGCCCCAGCUUCUUGCAGGCACCAAGGAGGGAAGUCCAGUCCUUAGGAGCCAGGUGGGGAUUCCCUUUUCUACAGCCUCUUCCAGGCCAAGGCAGUCCCCAGGGCUUCCUGUCCCCAGUACUGAGCCUCUUUCAAACAGCGGUACAAGUUCCCCUCAGCUCGUCUGCCCAGUGAGGCCCCAGGUUCACAGUGUUGGGGGAGCAGGACCCUUCGUCCCCCGUGCCAACUCCAGCACACACACAGCUCCAAGCUGCUGGCCAGAGGGCAGUCACCGAGGCCAGGAGUCACAGUAUUAGGAAAGUUGGGAAGCCCCUCUCCUUCCCGCCCACCGACCCUGCACUGACCUGGCUUGGCGCUGGGGCAGGGUGGCCACAUGCUUUGGCUGGUCAGUAAUAUGGUGUCCCCUGGGUUGACUUGAUGUUCCCACCUGCAGAUUCAACCGUGCAGACCCUGACGUAUACACACGCUGACCCUGGGCACAGGCACACUCAGAGGGGUCACGCGUGCACAUGUGCUGUGUGGGGGGACAUCUGCAGUCAGCCACGUUCACCAUCGGGUUCCAGGAACGAGCCCCAGGCCUGGGAGGGCGGUGACCACACGCACCGCAACCUCGCUGUGCACAUACACAGCCAGAUAUACGUGGGGGAGCCUUCAGGGAGACGUGGGCCACACGUGUAUCAGAACACACAUAUCGCAACAGCCCCCUUCCAGUCUUACAAAGCACCUGCCUGGGGCUGUUUAGGUCCUAUCUCCUGUAGCCAAGGAAAGACCUCAAGGAUGAUGAAGGCAAGAAAAAUCUACCCACGUCCUCUGCUUCACCUCAAGCCAUGCCACGUCAUUGCAGCCUUAUGCAUGGUGGGAAAAGCCAGCGUCGGCCUGCAGCCCCCACCUCUAGAGCGGCGGGUCCACGGGUGACUGCCUUGUGCUGCAGCAUCUCCGUGGAGGGCCUGCCCCACCUCCCCCAGCUCAGGAGAGUGUUCAUGGGGGCUUCUCCCAGUGGGGGCUGCAGGGGUGCCCAGUGGCCCAUCAAGGCGUUCCUGAAUUGCGCCAGGACAGGUAUGCAGUUGGUGCCCUGGGAGCAGCCCAGGCAGCCUCUGAGUGCUCCCGGGUACAGUAGGGUGGUGGCCACGUCCUCGCCCAAAAGCAGCCCAUCCUGGGGGCGGCCAGUUAGUCCCAUCAGCCCCCUCCCGUCUCCCCGCUGGCUUUCGGCAGCUCUUGCAUGCGGUUUUAUUAACACCAGUCUAGAGGCAAUGCUGUAGUGGCUUAACCCAGAGUCAAAUACUGCUCUUUCCAGCAAAAUCAGGCAGCUGCCUUGCCCACUGGAGGCACCGAUUAGUCUACUAACAGCCAAAGGCCCACACCGGGAGGGGCUGGCAGGGGGCAUGUUCCCUGUGAGCAUCUGCGCCUGCCCAGUGUGAGCUCAGCCAUACCCCGUCCCCAAGUCCUCCCACACCAUUCCCUUCCCUUCCCCAAAGUGGAAUUGUUGAAGUGUGGCAAGUCCGUGCUCGAGACAAUAAAGCUUGUGACUGAGGUCCAGGA